GCUUGGGAAAACUCAGCCUCAAAAGGCUUUCUACUUAUAUAACUUGUCAACAUGAUUCUCACCGUGGCAUUGUUAGCUAUUCUUGCUGUAACCACGGUCACUGCGCAAUGGUACUAUGGAGCACCCCGAGGUUACUAUCCGGGUGGUGUUGUAUGCUGCUGUUGUCACGGGUAUAGACCCCCAGCCUUGAAUUAUUAUCCUCCGAGGGUUGGUGUUGCUUGGGUACGAAUGAUACCACCACCGGGUGCACCACAAAUGCCUGCACCAACACAAGCACCGCCACCGCCGCCUCCACCACCUCCUGCACCAGCACCAGCACCACCACCACCAGCGCCACCACCACCACCGCCGCCGCCGCCGCCGCCAACGCGGCCACCGAUACCGACAACAGAAUUUGAAUGGGAGCCACUUACAACACCACCAGAAUAUUCUGACGAACGCGAUUAUACAUGUGAAGAAAGAAACGUCUUCCGACUGACCAUAAAAAUGUGCAAAAUGGACAUGAGCACUGCUCUAAUUGCUUUCGACCAUCAUUACAAGAAUUCGAAUACUGGCGAGGAGGAGGGCUACCAAAAACUGAUCGAUUGUUACGAGAGAGUUACUAAACUGAAGUCGAGAGUUGCAGUUGGACUUAUGGUUGAAUUUUUCGAUUGUGCUUAUCGACAACAAGACAGGAAAGAGGGAGAAUGCAAAGAGUGUGAAACUAAGAUUUUUGAAUACUUUGAAGACCACGUUAAGGACAACUGCAGAGCAGUGUUAGAACUUUACAGAAAAUUUCCCGAGUUGAAAGAGUAUUUUGGAGAUCUCUGUGGGACCAAAUCAACAUCAUCGACAACGACGACGGAGGUAACCACAACUACAACAACACCCACAACUACAACGACAUCCACAACUACAACGACAUCCACAACCACAACUACAACGACAUCCACAACCACAACAACACCCACUACCACAACGACAACAACCACAACAACACCCACAACCACAACGACACCCACUACCACAACGACACCCACAACCACAACGACACCCACAACGAAGCAGCUCACUACCACACCCAAGAAACGGAAAAAAUGCAAAUGCUAUUGCUCUUGGGAGCAGGUCAAGGCGAAAAAGUGCCCGAGGAAGUGCUACGACAAAAUCUUAGACCUAUGCUUGAGUCAUUUAUAUUAUGUGAUCCGCUGGGAGAUCCCAGGAAAUCAGCUCACAUGUUCAAAGCCAUAUAUCUUCCUACAAAGUCAAUGAAAAUGCUGCCAAAUUGUACCGAGGAUAUACUAUGCACUGCUAUC
Molecule: messenger RNA, 1292 nt
Organism: Cylicocyclus nassatus
Lineage: Eukaryota; Metazoa; Nematoda; Chromadorea; Rhabditida; Strongylidae
Source: the annotation of a GenBank genome assembly